CAGCCAUACAAACAAAGGGGACAGUCGCCAGGAACCAAAUUUACUCUCGGUUUAACGGAAAUACGUUACUCAGCGACGGACUCGGCUGGAAACACCUCACCUGACUGUAUUUUCUUAGUCUAUGUUGAUCAGCAAAUAUGUGACCCACCAAAGAUAAAUGAUCAGUACAUGGAGAUCGAGUGUCCUGAAGGAUUUUCUUUUGGAUCGGAAUGCAAUUUGACCUGCCGAGGGAGUUAUCCCUUGAUAGGAAGCGAUACGAUUUCCUGUGUGAGAAAUAAACGAAACCCAAAGAAAGUGCAUUGGUAUAUGGGCAGAGGAGAGAAACCAUACUGCAAACAGAAUAAUUGCCCGGACCUACUCCCUCCUCUACACGGGGCCCUCACGUGCGAUGACUGGAUGUUCGGUACUCAUUGUAUGAUGCAUUGUAAUGAGGAAUACGACAUUCCUGCCGGGGCUGGUGAUGGAGAUAUAACGAGAUUUACUGGGCAGUUCGUUUGUUCUACUAGCUCUGGGAAGUGGUUUCCUGCCGAAACAGUCCCGGGCUGUACAGUAAAAAGAGAUCCUCAGAAUUUGUAUUUACCAGGAGAAGUCUAUUAUUUUACUGGCUCUUGCAACGACACAGCAACACAACAAAAAAUUAAAGAAAAUUUUAUUAAGGAGAUGCAGAAAUUAUAUCAGAAUAGCGCUGGAGGUAUUUGUCCUAAUUCAGACGACUGUAACGUAGACAAUGUAAACCUGAAAUGUGGUGCAGCACGUCGACGUCGGGAUCUUUACAAAACCAGACGGACACGACAAAUGAACGGAGCUUCAGUUCUGGUAACAUUUCAAAUAGUUGUGAAAUUGGAAAAAUACAGCAACAUUACUGAUACCAAGAAUCAAUUAGAAAGAAAAGCUGCAUCUCUUGGAUCAUUGAUGGAGGAAAAGGUAGAGAGUGGAUCCUUAGAUGUAGAAGGAGCGGAGGUAGAGCAGGACUCCUUCCAGACUGCUCAGGCAACCAUCAAGUGUGAACCAGGCCGGUACCCACGGUAUACAACUCUUACUUGUGCCUCGUGUCCCCUGGGUUCCGUGUAUGACGAUGUUCUGGAGGAAUGUACUGAAUGUCCUAAGGGUUAUUACAGAGAUGAUGAUGAUGUCGUGACGUGUACCCAAUGUCCAUCCGGGACAUCGACGCCAUCCUCUGGGACGGUCAAAGCGAUAGAUUGUGUUCCAAUAUGUGCGCAAGGCUAUUAUUCGCUGACCGGAGUAUCUCCAUGUACACCUUGCUCAAGAUACCAAUAUGGUUCCCAAGAGAUGGCAACUCAGUGUAAAGAAUGUGGUCCAGGGCUAAUGACGUCAUCGUUUGCAAGUACUGAUGAAUCAGAUUGUUCAGUAUUCGAUGCAGUUAUCGGUGGAGAAAUGUUACCGCAGACAGUCGGACAAUUACAGAACGGGGCCAACGGUUUUACAUUGGCAUUAUGGAUUAAGAUUCCACAAAAGCAUGACGCUUCCCUCCAAGUCAGAAUCAACAAUGAUAUACAAAUAAAUAUCGGAAGAAAUAUCAACAUCACAUUCCAUAGAACACACCUACAAACUCAUGUUGAACUGAAUAGAGGGGCAUGGAGACAUAUUGCUGUGGUCUCUGACGCGAUAAACGUCAAGGUGUUUGUACAGGGAGAUGUCAAGUUUACCUCACGUACUCGGUUGAGGAUGCCACGGAGAGCUAGUGACGUACAGAUAUCCAGUGCUGGGAAUUCUGAUGCCGACAUCCAUAUCUCCGGUCUUUUCCUGACACCAACUUCUGUAUAUGACGGUGAUAUAAAGUCACUGUCAUCGACCUGCUAUCACACACGAAAAGGAGACGUUACUAUGGAUGGAUUGAAGUGUACAGAAUCGAAUAACAUCGAACUAGUUUCACCAAGUGUUUGUGAUGCCGAAGACAAUUGCGAUCCAGACCCAUGCCAUGGCAAUACAUGUAUUGACGAUCUGGUCGGAUUCACCUGUCACUGUGGUGGUGGAUUCUCUGGGAAUUUGUGCCAGAUCCCUCCGAAGUACUGUUUGAACCACCAAUGUAAAAAUGGAGCAUCAUGUAACAACCUGCAGACGAAUUACACCUGCUUGUGCGCUACUGGUUUUAAGGGGAUAUUUUGCGAAUAUGAAAAAGUUGAUGGAGGCUGGGGGACUUGGAAUAUUUGGUCCGACUGCUCAAAAACCUGUGGAGGAGGGUAUAGGACACGACAACGUGAAUGUAACAACCCGUAUCCAGAUCCUGAUGGAGAGACUUGCAUAGGGGAAACCAUGGAAACCGGGAUUUGUUACGAAGAACUGUGUCCCGUUUGCCCACCGCGACCUGGAUCUUAUGGAACUAUGAUGGAUUGCAACGUCACAAGUGAAUUGACUACUUGCCGUGUCCAAUGUAAAGACGGGCUUUGGUUUGCACCCGGUUAUUCCCCACUACCUGAGUACAAAUGUGGAGCGGAGACUGCGUACGAAUGGAAUGGAAAACCACCGUCAUGCUCAGAAGUAUACUUUCCGAAUCAGUUUGAAACUGUUUCCAUGGUCAGCUAUGACUCCAAAGAACUUUGUCAUAAAGAAAAAGACAUGAUAUCUGUGCUUAUGAUGAAGGCGUUGGACAACAUUGAAUGUUUACAAACAGAAACAUGCCAGAUUGAUGUAUCCGUAGAGGGUUGCGAUGGUCAACUGGAACACUUCCAGAAUGGUGUAGCAGCAAAGGCCGUGAUCACAUUAAAAAUGCCUUUAACAACGGAGGAAUUCAACAUCGUAAAUAAUCCAUCAUCAACAGCUGCUAGUCCGAUAAUAAUGAACUUGCUUCGUGUCGUUUCUACUCUGGAGAAUUCGACAAAACAACUAAAUACCAGUACCGACAUCUUGAGGAUUGUGAUCGAUGGUCAGGAAUAUAAUGCCCUCAGCGUUGAAUCAUACGGAAAAGUUGAUUGUCCUGACGGACAAAUUCAGUUACAAGCAUUUUGCAUUGAUUGUCCGGAAGGUACUUAUAAUCAGAACGGCAGUAACUGUUUCCCGUGUCCGUAUGGGACUUACCAAGAUACACCUGGAUCUACUUCCUGUAAGAAAUGCCCCGAUGGUUUUUUGACUCGGUUUCUAGAGUCCACUGACAUAACCGAAUGCUCCGUGCCAUCUACAGUUCCUACCAAAGAAACAGCAACUGUUUCAAAAGAAGACAUCAUUAUUGGCUGUAUCGCAGGAGCGCUGUUUGUCUGUGCUGUUAUCGUAGGAAUUGCAGUUUGGCAGUUUCUUAGGAGGAAACGACCGACCCACAAUAUCACGGUUUCUACAACACAAUCACUCGGCGAUGAACUCUGUAUAAGUGGUCCACAUUGGACUCCUUCUGACAUUAAUGACCCCUGUGAAAGUAAUCAUUUCCUUGGCACAACUAAACCUACGACUGAUCUGUGAUCGAUGACCUUUGUGGUAGUUAUCUGUUCCAUGCAACACCUAAAACUACAUCUGAUCUGUGAUAAAUGACCUUUGUUGAAGUUAUCCGUUCCUUACAACAACUAAACCUACAUCUGAUCUGUGAUAAAUGACCCUUGUUGAAGUUAUCCGUUCCUUACAACAACUAAACCUACAUCUGAUAUGUGAUACAUGACAUUUGUUGAAGUUAUCCGUUCCUUACAACAACUAAACCUACAUCUGAUAUGUGAUACAUGACAUUUGUUGAAGUUAUCCGUUCCUUACAACAACUGAACCUACAUCUGAUAUGUGAUACAUGACAUUUGUUGAAGUUAUCCGUUCCUUACAACAACUAAACCUACGGCUGAUCUGUGAUAAAUGACCCUUGUUGAAGUUAUCCGUUCCUUACAACAACUAAACCUACAUCUGAUCUGUGAUAAAUGACCCUUGUUGAAGUUAUCCGUUCCUUACAACAACUAAACCUACGGCUGAUAUGUGAUACAUGACAUUUGUUGAAGUUAUCCGUUCCUUACAACAACUAAACCUACGGCUGAUCUGUGAUAAAUGACCUUUGUUGAAGUUAUCCGUUCCUUACAACAACUAAACCUACGGCUGAUCUGUGAUUGAUGACUACCGUAGCAGAAAGUGUUGUAUUACCUAUACCUAAGACUGAUCUGAGAGAAAUGAUCUUUUCCUCUUUUUUUUUCAAUUAUUAUUUUAAUUUUGUACCUAUAUAUAAGUAAGAUUAUUCCAUCAUCGUUUUCAUGAAUUGGAGAACUUGUGUACGGAUAUAUACGUACAAUUAUUCCAUCAUCGUUUUCAUGUUUUGGAGAACUUGUGUACGGAUAUAUACGUACAAUUAUUCCAUCAUCGUUUUCAUGUUUUGGAGAACUUAUGUACGGAUAUAUACGUACAAUUAUUCCAUCAUCGUUUUCAUGUUUUGGAGAACUUGUGUACGGAUAUAUAGUACGAAUAUUGCAUUUUUGCCAGUGAAAUAUAGAGAUUUAUGAAACUAAUAAAACAAAUAUUUUCACUGCAGCGAUGAAUAGUGAAAAUAUAAGAUUUUGCAGUGAAAAUAUCAGUUUUGCAGUGAAAAUAUCAGUUUUGCAGUGAAAAUAUCAGUUUUCCGAUUUUGACCAGUCAGAGCGGACGUUUGUAUUCACUUCGUUGAAACUUGCCGAUGUUUCCAACCGAAGCGGAGAUUUGUUAUUUUUCUGUAUCUUUGAAAUAUUCUGACCAGUUUUUGACUAAAUACUCACUUGAUGUUAGCUAUUCAUGCACAGAUUCCCGAUAACAGCAGAAAACGCUUAUAUUGCGCUGAUCACUCCUUUCAAAAUGGACAGACUAUUUCGAUAUUUUUCACUCGUGCUUCGCACUCGUGAAAAUAUCGCUAUUCUGUCAUACUCGGGAAACCGUUCAAUAUCCUCUAUUUAUUCCAUCAUCGUUUUCAUGUUUUGGAGAAUUCGUGAACAUUUUGCCAUUAGUGAUAUUUAAAUUGUUAAAUUUUCCUCAUCCAUGGAAACAAAAGUUAUUGGUUGCAUGUUUUUUUCCGGAUUGAGAAUCCAGACCUUUUUAUAUACAAAUGUGAGGCUAUUUCUCUGGAUAGUUUCUCUGUACCAUGGCAACCUUUCAAGGUAAUUACUGUUUCACGGUACUUAAAUGCUGUGUCAAAUUUUCAUUUUGGCGACCCAUACAUCAGAAUUUUUCGAUGCAAUAAUAUUUUACGCAGUAGAAAAUAUCACGUUGUGUGCCCUUAUUCUAAAUUUAUGUGACAAGGUAAUUUGUAGUGUAUUUGUAUCCAUAACACCAUUUUGCACGUUUUGAAACAAUCUAGCAGCAUAACAGAUGAACAUAUUUUAAAAGAAAAUUGACGCGUUCGAGGCCUUUGCUUUUUAUUUAGACUGAAAGAAAAAAAACAAAUGUGUCGUUUUAUUGUGUUUAAUUGCUAGUUUUGCUAAAGUCUUGGUAGAUUAAUCCUCCUUAUAUUGGAAUUAGAUAACAGACGGAACAGUUAAUUGGUUAAGUAGUAUAGUGAUUAGCAUAGAUACUUAUUUUGUAGUUAUGCAAACCAUGAAUAAAUUACAGACAAUCAUAUAGUUAGGACCUGAUGACAUCUCGUUUAGAAAUAUUAUACUUUACAUUCUUGUAAUAUAUAUGUUGAUUUUCACAUUUUACUUUUGAUAUUUCCCUUUACAAUAAUAAAAUUAUUUUAAUAAUAAUUAAGUAUGAUACAUGUCACAAAUCAGAACUGGUAUUAAACACUGUAUAAUAAUAAAGAUAGUGUAUUAAAUAUUCUAUCUAUUUUUUCAAAUUAUACUUUUUAAGUGUGAUACAAUUAUUCUGAUGCAAAAUGUAUGGACUAUUUAUAGUAAAGAAUAAAAUGUAUGUGUGAUAC
This is a messenger RNA of Pecten maximus, 5803 nucleotides long. RefSeq lists its product as uncharacterized. The transcript is spliced from 19 exons. The record is from RefSeq and is a predicted model, not a curated record. The annotation marks the transcript as partial. Gene Ontology annotation, molecular function: calcium ion binding. NCBI's taxonomy places the organism in Eukaryota, Metazoa, Mollusca, Bivalvia, Pectinida, Pectinidae.